AUGUGUCUUGUUUGUGGUCUCUCUUGUCGAACUCAUUUUCAUUUCGGUGGAGCAUCUUGCACUGCAUGUGCAUCCUUCUUUCGAAGAACUGUCUCUUUGAAUAUUCGAUAUGUUUGCAAAAGAGAACAUGAUUGUAUUAGUUCACCGGAACUGAGAAGUAUCUGUCGAGCAUGUAGAUAUGAAUGUUGUAUCAAUAAGGCUGGAAUGAAUAGGGAUUUAGUUCAACAGAGAAGAAAUGACAAGCGUACACCUAAAUAUGUGCUGAACUCAAGAAAUGCAAGUGGUGCAGAUGGGGAAAUAGUAAGAGAUUACACCACCAACUCGUACACGACACUCCACGAGUUUCCACAAGUUCCUGAAACCAGUAAUUCCAUGGAUAGCAGUGAAUUGUCACAAGCGGAAACAGAUUCAAUGGGACUCUCUCCUUCACCUUCUUCUGUGAUAUCGAGUGAGGAUAGUGAUGAAUUCAGCAAAAUUCUUGACGUCAGUCAUGCGGCUCUCUUGAAUUACUAUGUGAAACAAGUUGAACUUUCGGCUGAAGAAAAUCUUAAGAACACACUUCUUGUAAAAUCAAUCGACGAGCUUCUGGAAGUUUGUUCAAUUCAAAAUGAGUUAGCUCUGGAAGCAUGCACAAUGUGUCCUGGAGCAGAUAUUCUCGAACAAGAUGACGUCGAAGUUCUUCUCAAGUAUUUCCAGUUUGCCAACACUUGGAUGGACUCUGUGUGGAGAUAUUCCGUGUCAAGUGACAAAACGAUGUUUGAAGAUAACUCUGGGAACAACGAAUCUCUCUCCGAGUUUAUUCAACAAAUUAAACAAACUCUCGGGUCUUCUAUGACUCAUCUCAACCUCAAUGUUCAUGAAUUCGCUGCUUUGAAAUCUUUUUGCAUUUGGAAAUUGGGAGUUCAUGACACAACAAUUUCAAUCAGAAUAGUUGCCCAGGAACAAUAUGAAGCUGUGACGUCAGCAUUGAGAAAAUAUUAUGAGAACUCAACAGCCAUGAAUGAUUCCGAUAUUGCUACGCGAAUCGCUGAAAUAACACUGCAAAUUGUUCCCAUUUUUACAACCUACCAAGAAAUGGUUCAAUUCUAUCAUCAAGCGGGAAUUACAACAGUCACCUUUUUCGAAAUGUGCUGA
Messenger RNA from Caenorhabditis remanei, 1134 nucleotides. RefSeq lists its product as uncharacterized. NCBI's taxonomy places the organism in Eukaryota, Metazoa, Nematoda, Chromadorea, Rhabditida, Rhabditidae. Gene Ontology annotation, molecular function: zinc ion binding; sequence-specific DNA binding; DNA-binding transcription factor activity. The coding region runs from base 1 to 1134 and encodes 377 amino acids. The transcript is spliced from 7 exons. The record is from RefSeq and is a predicted model, not a curated record. Gene Ontology annotation, biological process: regulation of DNA-templated transcription.